CCAUCGGACUCACCACAGAAGAAUACACAUUUAAUUAGCAAUAUGAGUGACAAAGAGAAACUUAUCACUCAAGAGUAUAGCUCAUUAUCAGCAACUAGAAACGAUAAAAAUGGAAAGUUGCCCUGGUAUUUUGCAAGUGGCUUCUUGCUCUUCUGGGGACUUCUCUUCUUUGCGAUUGUAAUACCACUUUUAUAUCGAUUGCCCACGGCCCUCACAUUGGAAGAUGCAGAUAGAAAUGUUUACAUUGCCGAACGAGCAUACAAAGAUCUUUAUGGUCUUUCCAAUCUUGGCACUAAAAUUAUUGGCAGCAAGGAAAAUGAAGUUGAUGCAGUCGAGUUUCUUCUACAGAAACUUAAUCAAAUCAAGGAAGACUCGCUAAAGGAAUAUUUCGAUAUCGAAAUUGAUUUAUCGCAAGCUUCUGGUGAAUUUCCUUACUCAGACUUACUCAACAAAUAUCAAGGUGUUCAAAAUAUUGCUGUGAAAUUCAGUUGCAAGAAUAGCACAAGUCAAACAUGGUUGUUGGUCAAUAGUCACUUUGAUUCGAAGCCGGAUACACCGUCCGCUGGCGAUGCUGGAUUUAUGAUAGUCACCAUGCUGGAAGUCUUGAGAGUGAUGUCAACGACAAGGCAAACCUUUGAGCAUCCUAUCGUCUUUCUCUUCAAUGGAGCUGAGGAAGCUUUUUUACUGGCCUCACACGGUUUUAUGACUACUCACAGAUGGGCGCCGAAUCUGAAAGUCUGUUUUAACCUUGAUGCUGCUGGUAGUGGAGGUCGUGAACUACUCUUUCAGACUGGCCCCAACCAUCCUUGGCUUGUGAAUUACUAUUAUUUAUAUGCGAAACAUCCCUUUGGAACCACUUUGGCUGAGGAAAUUUAUCAGUCUGGCAUCGUGCCGUCUGAUUCCGACUUCACAAAUUUCAAAGAAUAUAUGCCAGGUAUGGAUUUUGGACAAGUUUUUAAUGGAUACAUAUAUCACACCAAAUACGACACCAUUGAUGUGAUUCCCCGUGAAUCAUUUCAAAACACUGGAGAUAAUGCACUCAGCAUAAUUCGGGCUCUAUCCAAUGCAACCGAAUUGCGAGACACUGAAGCACACAAGACUGGAAAUGUCAUUUUCUUUGAUUUCCUGGGACUCUACUUUUUCCAUUAUUCCGCAUCGACUGGUCAAUCAUUGAACUAUGGUAUUGCUGGAACUGCCCUCGCUUUGGUAUUCAUUUCCAUGUGGCGCAUGGCAGCUGUUUCCCAAGUCUCAAUAUGCUAUGUGAUCAAGUGGUAUUUCCUGGUGCAAGUGAUGCAGAUUAUUUCCUUUGUACUUGGAUUGACACUUCCUAUAGUGGUCACAUAUGUGAUGGACUCCUACGAUCGUUCGCUUACUUACUAUAGUAAUCCUCUGCUAUUGAUAGGCUUGUAUGUGUGCCCCUCGUUAUUGGGACUCAGCUUGCCCAUCACGUUCUACUACAGCCUCCAGCAAAAUAACAAAAUCUCAGCUCCAUAUCAUCUUCAACUGGCCUUGCAUAGCCAGGCUGUCAUUCUGGCAGUUUUAACCAUUACCUUGACGUCGAUGGGCAUCCGAUCCACGUAUAUUUUUAUGAUUCCACUGCUCUUCUACGUGAUUUCGUUGAUGCUUAAUCUAAUGACCGUAAUGCAUGACCUUGGCUAUGCCUGGACAGGUCUUUUGAAAUUGAGCCAGGUUGCUCCAUUCCUCUACAGCAGCUACCUCAUGUAUCUCUUUAUUGUGGUCCUAACUCCGAUGGGAGCUCGUGGUGGCAGCGCCUCCAAUGCUGACUUGACAAUUAGUGUUUUGGCUGCUCUAGGCACAGUUCUAUCAUUUGGUUUCUUGGUGCCAUUGAUCAACACUUUCCGUCGUCCAAGUCUUGUGAUCUUUACCCUAUUUGCUAGCACAGCUCUCACUAUAUAUCUGGCCAGCAGCACACAAAUAGGAUUCCCAUAUCGUGCAAAGACAAGUGGUCUUCGUGUGGCAUUCCUACACUCUCGAAAUCGGUUUUAUGAAUACGAUGGAUCCUUAAGCAAGGAAGAGUCGGGUUACUUUUUCAGCUUCCAGGAUCGUCGCGAGGAGAAAGCUCUCGAUGGCACAGAUGUUGAUUUGACCGGCUUGGUCAGUAUUGAAACCAAGUGCUAUACGCAAAUGAUGUGCGGCAUGCCAAUGUACAAUCUACAUUUCGUUAACAAUCGUUUGCAAAGCAAAUGGUUACCUCGUUCAGAGCCAAUUGUUCUGCCAGGAACAACCAAAUUGGAAUUGCUAAGCAAAACUAUCGUGAACACAACAACAGUUCGAUUAGAGUUUAAUUUGACGGGUCCGCCUCAAACAAACUUAUACUUUCAAACCUAUGAAGAUGUUACAAUAAUUAAUUGGUCUUUCACACGCAAAUAUCUCGAGGAGUCUCCAGCUUAUCCAUUAUCUUACCAUGUUCAUUUUAAUUAUGGUAACGAUAGCUCACCCUUAAACUUCUAUUUCGAACUUUACAAAUGGAACGGCAACUUUAAUGUAGGUCUGAUUCAAGUGGGAGUAGUAGGACAUUACAUUGGGUUUGAACGUGAUGAACAUGCCGAAAAGUUCGCAUCCACAUUUCCGAAAUAUGCCAUACUUUCCGAUUGGGCGACCUCAUAUGACAGAUAUAUUUAUUAGUCUAGCGAAU
Drosophila albomicans is the source of this 2656-nucleotide messenger RNA. Its product is annotated as endoplasmic reticulum metallopeptidase 1-like. The record is from RefSeq and is a predicted model, not a curated record. The transcript is spliced from 10 exons. Bases 43 to 2646 code for a protein of 867 amino acids. Gene Ontology annotation, molecular function: metalloexopeptidase activity. Gene Ontology annotation, biological process: proteolysis. Lineage: Eukaryota; Metazoa; Arthropoda; Insecta; Diptera; Drosophilidae.